This is a messenger RNA of Vairimorpha ceranae, 189 nucleotides long. RefSeq lists its product as hypothetical. The transcript has a single exon. NCBI's taxonomy places the organism in Eukaryota, Fungi, Microsporidia, Nosematidae. The record is from RefSeq and is a predicted model, not a curated record. The coding region runs from base 1 to 189 and encodes 62 amino acids.
AUGAGUAGAAAACCUUUCCUUUAUACAGGAUUUUGUAGCACACUGGCCGAAACUGGUGGGAGAAGAGUGGUCAACGCAGUUUAUAAAAAUGCUGAACUAGAGAUGUGGCGAUGUAAGGAGAUGCGCAUAAAAAUACAAAUGGUAGAAGGUGCCUUUGAUGCUUGUACUAUGACAUCUCUUCUCGGGUAA